Molecule: messenger RNA, 799 nt
Organism: Ascochyta rabiei
Lineage: Eukaryota; Fungi; Ascomycota; Dothideomycetes; Pleosporales; Didymellaceae
Exons: 3
Coding region: 1-789 (262 amino acids)
Source: RefSeq, a predicted model, not a curated record
AUGAUUAGACCAAGCCAUGGACAACACGCUUCGGCCCUGCACGAUUCUAUGCGUCGGCAAUCACACCGAGACUCUGAAGAAGCCGUCCAAAUAGAACGGCAACGCAUCGCGCGGGAACUACAGCCGUUUGAGCGUCAUGGACUGUCGAUAGCGACCUCACAUGUAUUCAGCGAGCACCAAGAUGCCCCUAUCCGCGCUCGCCAGACAUCUCACCGAAACUCAGCCGCAUCCAACGCGCCACUCCAAGACCGUGAAUCACUUGAAAGCUACACCACUACUCAACCAGAUGCACCGCGCUCUAUCAGCAGUUCGUUUCGAGAGAAGCAUUGGUAUAGUGUGAUUGUAGAGUUUUGGACCACCCAUGUCAGUCUCACAAUUGACGAAGGUGCUCACAGAGAUCAUCUGGGCAUGAAAGCCCCUCGUCUACAGCCGAAGAAUACCAUACUAACAUCCUCCAGCACUAGAGCGUACGUUUCUCGGCUACCUGCGGACUUCCCUUAUUCUCGUUAUGAUAGGUGUGAUGAUUGCGCAGCUCUUUCGUAUUCAGCGCGCGGAGAACCCGGAUCCCAAGAUAGGUUUCUAUGUCAUCGGCGAACCACUCAGCGUGGCUUUCAUCGGUAUGGCGAUAUUUGUGCUUCUGGUUGGAGCGAUGCGGUUUUGGAGACUGCAAGAUGCCUUGGUAAGAGGGAAGGCGCUUGCAGGUGGAUGGGAGGUGUUUGCGAUCAUGGGCAUGAGCGCUCUUCUUCUGCUUGCAACAUUCGCUCUUAUAUUGGCUGUCAACAUCGAUAAAGCCAAGUAG